CCGACGAGAACGAGCUGAGCACGGCGCAGGCCGCGUUCGACCUGUGGUCGCAGCAUUCUGCAUUGACGUUCGAACGCUCCGAAACGUUGAAUGCCGACAUUAUAAUAUCUUGGCGACGCCUAGUACACUAUAACACGAUCGCCGAGGUAAACGGAGAAUUGUGCUCGGUCAACUUCGACGGCCCCGGCAACGUGCUCGCUCACGCGUCUCUCCCGACGGACCAAGCGGGAUUUGUUUCCGAGGUGCACGUCGACGGGGACGAGCCGUGGCACAUUUACGUCAACAAACAUCCCGCGGAUAAGUUUUCCCUGCAUUACACGCUGACGCACGAGAUCGGCCACUCCCUCGGAUUGGUGCACAACAGGCGCAAAACAUCGGUGAUGUUCGCGAUACAGCCGGACCUGCAGUAUCCGGUGAAGCUCGACCAAACCGACAUCGCCGACAUUCAACCGCCGUCACCGCCGCCGCCGCCGUCGCCGGACCUGUGCAGCCUCGAUCGCGUGAACGGGAUAUUGAUUGUGGAAAAUCGAAUGUACAUCUCGUACAAACGUUACGUUUGGUCGGUCGAUCUGGACGGUAGGACGUACAACGGACCUUUAGCCCUCUCGAAUCAGAUGAGCUUUCUUCACGACAAUUACACGCGCGUGAGCGCUGCCUAUCAAUCCCCGUCCGGCGAUCUCAUGGUGUUCGUAGAUAAUUUGGUAUACUUGGUUCAAUAUCCGGAAUUUAGUCUGCGGCCAGGUUGGCCGAAGACCCUGCAAGAACUCGGAUUUCCCGAAAACGCGCUGAUCAACGGAGCGGUGAACACCCACAGAGGACGUUCGUACGUGGUGUUCAACGGUAACGCGGUGGGCGAGAUAAACGAAUGCGACAGGGACAAGAGAGUCGCCAAAUUUACGCCCCUCGAGGCGACGUUUCCCGGAAUACCGAAAGGCGUGACGUCGAUAUUCCGCUACAUCGACGGCAAUCUGUACUUCAUCACUCGGACGCAGUUCUACAAAUUCAACGAAUUUACGAGGACCGUCUCGUCAGCCGGUAAAUUCGAUCUGCGGAUACUGAAUAUCGUCUGCCCUAAGGCCGACCUGCUGCAGCAGUUGCGCGAUCUCCUCGAUCGAAUCGUACGCCUCGACGAUAACUCGCUAAUGUCGGCGAGCGAUUAUUGGAACGAUGACAACACCGGAGUUCGGCUCUCCGAUUUCCGCAUCCGCCGAAGGAAGUAG
Messenger RNA from Temnothorax curvispinosus, 1220 nucleotides. Its product is annotated as matrix metalloproteinase-2-like. The annotation marks the transcript as partial. NCBI's taxonomy places the organism in Eukaryota, Metazoa, Arthropoda, Insecta, Hymenoptera, Formicidae. Gene Ontology annotation, biological process: extracellular matrix organization; proteolysis; collagen catabolic process. The transcript is spliced from 2 exons. The record is from RefSeq and is a predicted model, not a curated record. Gene Ontology annotation, molecular function: zinc ion binding; metalloendopeptidase activity. Gene Ontology annotation, cellular component: extracellular matrix.